AUGGCCCUGCUCUCGCAGAAAGCAGAGCCCCAGGGCAGCGCAGAGCCAGGCUGGGCGAACGCAGAGGGUGUCAUGGAGAGUCAGAUGGUGGACACUGCCCAGCAGUUGACCUUCAUCCAACCCAUCACUAUCUUCCCCACUAUGAGUACCCUGAACCCCGCACACAACGGGCGGGUGUGCAGCACGUGGGGCGACUUCCACUACAAGACCUUCGACGGGGACGUCUUCCGCUUCCCCGGACGCUGCAACUACGUCUUCUCCGCACACUGUGGCGCCACCUACGAGGACUUCAACAUCCAGCUCCGCCGUGGCCUGGCGGGCUCCAAGCCCACCAUCACCCACGUCACCCUCAAGACGCAGGGGCUGGUGCUGGAGCUCUCCAACAGCUCUGUCCUCCUCAACGGGCGGCGGGAGGAGCUGCCCUAUAGCCAGGCCGGCCUCCUGGUGGAGCAGAGCAGCGACUACAUCAAGGUCAACGUCCGGCUGGUGCUGACCUUUAUGUGGAACCGAGAGGACAGCGCCCUGCUGGAGCUGGACCCCAAGUAUGCCAACCAGACGUGUGGCCUCUGCGGGGACUUCAAUGGACUACCAGCCGUCAACGAGUUCUAUGCCCACAACGCGAGGCUGACCCCUUUACAGUUCGGGAACCUGCAGAAGCUGGACGGGCCCACAGAGCAGUGCCGGGACCCCCCACCCUCCGUAGCCAACAACUGCACAGACAGGGAGGGCGUCUGCCACCGCACGCUGCUGGGGCCGGCCUUCGCCCAGUGCAACUCGCUGGUGGGCCCGGGCGCGUACAUGGCCGCCUGCGCCCAGGACCUGUGCCGCUGCCCCACCUGUCCGUGUGCCACCUUCGCCGAGUACUCCCGCCAGUGUGCCCACGCAGGGGGCCAGCCGCAGAACUGGAGGGGCCCGGACCUCUGCCCCCGGACGUGCCCCCUCAACAUGCAGCACCAGGAGUGUGGCUCGCCCUGUGCCGACACCUGCUCCAACCCCGAGCGCUCCCAGUUCUGUGAGGACCACUGCAUCGAUGGCUGCUUCUGUCCCCCAGGCAGCACGGUGCUGGAUGACGUCACGAACACGGGCUGCCUGCCCCUGGAGCAGUGCCCCUGCACCCACGGCGGCCACACCUACACCCCGGGCGCUUCCUUCACCGCCAGCUGCCACUCCUGCACCUGCUCAGGGGGGCUGUGGCAGUGCCAGGACCUCCCCAACAUCACCGUGUUCAGACCCUCGACCUUCUUCAUCCUGGUGCAGACGGGCCUGGGGCUGCAGCUGGAGGUGCAGCUGGUACCCAUCAUGCAGGUGUUUCUCAGGCUGGACCCCACCCACCGCGGCCAGAUGUGCGGUCUCUGCGGGAACUUCAACCAGAACCAGGCUGACGACUUCCGGACGCUCGGCGGCGUGGUGGAGGGCACGGCCGCGGCCUUCGCCAACACCUGGAAGACCCAGGCCUCCUGCCCCAACGUCAAGAACAGCUUCGAGGACCCCUGCUCCCUCAGCGUGGAGAACGAGAACUACGCCCAGCACUGGUGUUCCCUGCUGACCAACCCUGCCGGCGCCUUCUCGCCCUGUCACUCUGUCAUCAGCCCAGCGCCUUUCCACUCGAACUGCCUGUUCGACACGUGCAACUGUGAGAAGAGCGAGGACUGUCUGUGUGCGGCGCUGUCUUCCUACGUGCGGGCCUGCGCGGCCAAGGGCGUGCUGCUCAGCGGCUGGAGGGACGGCGUCUGCACCAAGUACAUGAGCAGCUGCCCCAAGUCCCAGGAAUACGCCUACGUGGUGGAUGGCUGCCAGCCCACCUGUCGCGCCCUGAGCCAGGCUGACGUCACCUGUGGUGUCACCUUCGUGCCCGUGGAUGGCUGCACCUGCCCCCGUGGCACCUUCCUGGACGACGCUGGUGCCUGCGUGUCUGCAGAGGCCUGUCCCUGCUACUUCCACGGAUCCGUGGUGGUCCCCGGGGAGGUGGUGCAUGACAACGGCGUGGUGUGCUCGUGUGUGAGCGGGAAACUGAGCUGCCUGGGGGCCGACCUACCAGGGUGCCCUCCCUCCACAGGGUGUGUGGCCCCCAUGGUGUACCUGGACUGCAGCAACGCCUCGGCGGGCACGCCCGGGGCCGAGUGCCUCAGGAGCUGCCACACGCUGGACGUGGACUGUUUCAGCACUCACUGCGUGUCUGGCUGCGUCUGCCCCCGGGGGCUCGUGUCGGAUGGAAAUGGGGGCUGCGUGGCCGAGGAGGACUGUCCCUGCCUGCACAACGAGGCCACCUACAGUCCCGGGGACACCAUCAGGGUCGACUGUAACACCUGCACGUGCCGGAACCGCAGGUGGGAGUGCAGCCACCGGCCCUGCCUGGGCACCUGCGUGGCCUACGGGGACGGCCACUUCAUCACGUUCGAUGGCGAGUGGUACAGCUUCGAGGGGAGCUGCCAGUACACGCUAGCCCAGGACCACUGCGGGGGCAACAGCACAACCAAUGGGACCUUCCGCAUUGUCACCGAGAAUGUCCCCUGUGGAACCACGGGGGUCACCUGCUCAAAGGCCAUCAAGAUCUUUCUGGAGGACUAUGAGCUGAUCCUGCACGACGGUGCCUACAAGGUGGUGCAGAGGGGGCCUGGUGGAGACCUGCCCUACAGGGUCCGGUACAUGGGCACCCACCUGGCUGUCGAGACCCGGGGCGGCCUGGUCGUGUCCUGGGACCGGAAGACCAGCGUGUUCAUCCGGCUGCGCCAGGAUUACAAGGGGAGGGUCUGCGGGCUGUGCGGGAACUUCGAUGACAAUGCCGUCAAUGACUUCACCACACGGAGCCGGUCCGUGGUGAGUGACGUGCUGGAGUUUGGCAACAGCUGGAAAUUCUCCCCGUCCUGCCCGGACGUGCCGGCCCCCAGGGACCCCUGCACCGCCAACCCAUACCGCAAGUCCUGGGCCCAGAAGCAAUGCAGUGUCAUCAACGGUGCCACCUUCGCCGCCUGUCGUUCUCAGGUUGACUCCACCAAGUACUACGAGGCCUGCGUGAGCGACGCGUGCGCCUGCGACUCAGGGGGUGACUGCGAGUGUUUCUGCACCGCCGUGGCUGCGUACGCCCAGGCCUGCCAGGAGGUGGGCGUGUGUGUGUCCUGGCGCACCCCGAACCUCUGCCCCCUGUUCUGCGACUACUACAACCCCCACGGAGAGUGCGAGUGGCACUAUCAGGCCUGCGGGGCCCCCUGUCUGAAAACCUGCCGGAACCCCAGUGGACACUGCCUGAUGGACCUGCCAGGACUGGAAGGCUGCUACCCAAAGUGUCCGCCCAGCAAGCCAUUCUUCAACGAGGACCAAAUGAAGUGCGUGGCCCAGUGUGGCUGCUACGACCAGGACGGAAAGUACUAUGAAGUGGGCACCAGGGUCCCCACAGCUGAAAACUGCGAGAGCUGUGAAUGCACCCCCAGUGGCCUACAGUGCACACACAGCCUCGAGGCCUGCAGGUGUACCUAUGGGGACAAGACCUACAGCUACGGGGACGUCAUCUACAACACGACGGACGGGCACGGCGCCUGCUUGAUUGCCAUUUGUGGAAACAAUGGAACCAUCAUCCGAAAGGUCGUGGAAUGUCCCAGCACCUUGUCCACCACGCCCUUCACCUUUACCCCAACCACAGUACCGCCCUCCACAACAGGCCCAGGCCCCACCCACUCCACUGUGUGUGUGCACCAGAUCUGCCGCUGGUCUGCCUGGUAUGACAGCGAGCGUCCAGAGCCUGACAUGGGAAGUGGGGACUUCGAGACGUUUGUGAACCUGAGGCAGAGGGGUUACCAGGUCUGCCUGGUCCCGGCCGGUGUCGAGUGCAGGGCACGGGAGCUCCCCGACAUGCCCCUGCAGCAGCUGGGCCAGAAGGUGGCGUGCGACCUGGAGCAGGGGCUCACGUGUCUCAACAGCGAGCAGAGCCCCCCACUCUGCCACAACUAUGAGCUGCGGGUCCUGUGUUGUGAAUUUGUACCCUGCAGCACUCCCUCAGGCCUGGGCACAAGCCAGGAGCCGACUCACAAGGCCCUGUCCACCCCUACCCUCCAGACGACGGUGGCGUUUACCUCACAGACCCAACCUGCUACUCCUACCACAAUCCCGACCAGGACGACCAGCACCACCUGUCAGCCCCGAUGCCAGUGGACAGAAUGGUUCGAUACGGAUUAUCCCAAGUCCGAGGAGGCCGGAGGUGACAUCGAGUCGUAUGACAGGAUCAGGAGUGCGGGAGGAGCUGUGUGCCAGCAGCCCCAGGACAUAGAGUGCCAGGCAGAGAACUUCCCCAACAGGAGGCCCGAGGAGCUGGGCCAGCGCGUGCACUGCGACCCCAACCUUGGCCUCGUCUGCAGCAAUGAUGAGCAGCUGGGCCUGUUCAAGAUGUGCCUCAACUACAGAAUCCGUGUGCUGUGCUGCAGCCAAGACCACUGUGGGGAGCAAUCCACCGCCACCGCCACCGCCAUCACCACCACUGCCACCAGCACCAAACCACAGGCCACACAGACCGCCCUGGGAAGCACCACAGCAGUGCCUUUCUUCUCGACGGGACCAAUGUCCCCAUCAACAUCUCCAAACCCCAGCCACACAGACACGCACAUGACAUCUGCCACAAGGAGCCCCACGUCGUCUCCUCCAGUCUCCACAAAGCCCACCACACCAGGCGGGGCCACAUCAGUCCUUCCAACUCGCACAACCCCGCAAGGGACCACAGGAGGCACCCCACAGAAAAGCACCAGGCGAACCUCCGCGGCUCACCCAACAACGAGAGCACCACAGGAAACAACCAGCACGGUCACCAUGAGCCCACCAUCCCCCUCACACACUGGGACAAGCACACCGAGAACACAGACACCGUGGGGAACGCACAAGCCGGGGACCACCACAGAGGCCAUAACCACCCAGGAGACGACUGGCUGCCAAGCCAAGUGUGAGUGGACCGAAUGGUUUGACGUGGACUUCCCUACCUCGGGGGUCACAGGUGGAGACAUGGAGACCUACGAAAACAUCAGGGCUACUGGCGGUAAGAUGUGCCAGGAGCCGCAGAAGAUCGAAUGCCGGGCAGAGAGCUACCCCGAGGUGAGCAUCGACCAGAUCGGACAGGUGGUCACCUGCAGCCUGCGGGACGGCUUGGUGUGCCGAAACAAGGACCAGAAGGGCCCGUUCAAUAUGUGCUUCAACUACAAUAUCCGCGUGUUCUGCUGUGACCUCGUGCGUCACUGCCCCACCACCACCACACCAUUGACCACAACCUUCAUGGGUCUCUCGCCUAGUGCCCCCAGAACAGAAGCACUGAAGACCAUCUCCACACAGACCUCCCCAGGGUCCCUGCCCACUGGUACGAACUUUGGAACCACCCUACCAUCCAGCCCAACGACGUCGGCUACCGAGCCCACUACCUGUCAGCCUCGCUGCGCCUGGACAGAGUGGAUGGACCAGAGCUUCCCGAUGCCCGGGGACUCCGGCGGGGACUUUGAGACAUUUGCCAACAUCCGGGCGGCUGGCGGGACCCUCUGUGAGAAGCCGGUGGCCCUGCAGUGCCGGGCCGAGAUGCUGCCCGAUGUCCCCCUGCAGCAGCUGGGACAGGUGGUGCUGUGCGGGCUGGAGGAGGGCCUGGUGUGUCGUAACCGGGACCAGCUCGGCCGGGUCAAGAUGUGCCUCAAUUACCAG
Molecule: messenger RNA, 5664 nt
Organism: Hipposideros armiger (great roundleaf bat)
Lineage: Eukaryota; Metazoa; Chordata; Mammalia; Chiroptera; Hipposideridae
Product: mucin-5B-like
Exons: 29
Cellular component (GO): extracellular matrix
Molecular function (GO): protein binding
Source: RefSeq, a predicted model, not a curated record